AUGGCUUUACCCAAACGAAUUUCAUUCAUGGAAUUGCACUGUGUGGAAUUUUCAGGGAAUAUUCUAUCUAAAGUUCCUGUAGCAGCAAGCUCAGAAAAAAAAAAGAAAAUAAAUCGGCAUUUCCUAUGUGUACUGAUUUUGUUUCAUACUUGCGGUUCCCAUGCAGAUUAUCUCAAUCCCUUCCAUGCAUAUGAUGAGGGCAAUCUUUCCUGGCUGGCUGCGGCUGAGGCAGAGGCUGCAACUAUGUCAAUGAUGAGACGGGCAAUACCAUAUGCUUCUUCAUUGGAUGAAGCUAAUCAAAUAGUUCGUGGAAAUUGGCUGAAUGCAAUUGAAGAACACCAUCGGAAAUAUUCAGAAGACAAUAUUGUCAGAGAAAUUCUUGAUAUCGGAUGUUCAGUUGGUGUCAGCACAAGGUGCCUUGCUGAUAAAUUUCCCAAUGCUAGAGUGACUGGCCUGGACCUGUCACCAUAUUUUCUUGCUGUUGCUCAAUAUAAAGAAAAGAAAAGCAGCCCAAGAAUGAAUCCUGUCUGUUGGGUCCAUGCUAAUGGUGAAAGUACAGGCUUGCCUUCCAAAUCAUUUGACAUUCUUUCUGUUGCUUAUCUGUUCCAUGAAUGCCCUGAAAGAGCAAUAAACAAUAUGGUGAGAGAAGCAUUUCGACUGCUUCGACCUGGAGGAACUUUUGCAAUCACAGACAACUCGCCAAAAUCAAAGAUUCUUCAGGAAUUAUCACCGGUGCUAUUUAUGCUAAUGAAGAGUACUGAACCAUUCCUGGAUGAGUAUUAUUUGACAGAUCUUGAAAGAGUAAUGAGAGAAGCAGGCUUUAUCAAUGUAAAUACAGUUCUCACGGAUCCAAGGCACAGGACAGUGACUGCAACUGUGCCUUACUAG
This is a messenger RNA of Coffea eugenioides, 888 nucleotides long. Its product is annotated as demethylmenaquinone methyltransferase-like. The coding region runs from base 1 to 888 and encodes 295 amino acids. The transcript is spliced from 7 exons. Lineage: Eukaryota; Viridiplantae; Streptophyta; Magnoliopsida; Gentianales; Rubiaceae. The record is from RefSeq and is a predicted model, not a curated record.